UUAAUAGGGGCGGUGACGUCACGGGGGGCGGGGCGGGCGGGGGCGCCGCGCGCAUGCGCCGGACAGCAGCCGCGCCGCUGCAGCAGCGGAGCCGCGUCCAAACGGCGGAGCGCAGAGAGAGCCAUGGCUAGAGAUGGCGAGGGACGCGGCCACACACCCGCCGCGGCUGCGGAGCCUGGCCUGAGGGAGCGGGGGCCAUAGAACCGGCCCGGCGGUGUCACUGAACAACAGGAAAAAUUCCCAAAUAAAUAAACUACCAAAAAUAAUUAAAAAAGAAAGAAAAAGAGAAGGACAAGGCACCGGUUCGGCAGCAGCACCGCCGUCACCAGCCCACAGCGCCCGCCCGCCGCCGCCGGCCCGCGGGAGGAACCGGCCCGCGGCCGCCGCGAAGAGCUCCGGGACACCCCGCCGCCCACCAGAUAGAUGUGCGGUCCAGCCGCCCGCACGGCCGACGAUGAACGCGCAGCUGGCGAUGGAGAACAUCGGCGAUCUGCACGGGGUGAGCCAUGAGCCGGUGCCCGCCGCCGCCGACCUGAUGAGCGGCAGCCCGCACCACCGGAGCGCGGUGGCCCACCGCGGCAGCCACCUGCCUGCCCACCCGCGCUCCAUGGGCAUGGCGUCCAUCCUCGACGGCGGCGACUACCACCACCACCACCGGCCUCCCGACCACGCGCUGACGGGCCCCCUGCACCCCACCAUGACCAUGGCCUGCGAGACACCCCCCGGCAUGAGCAUGAGCAGCACCUACACCACGUUAACCCCUCUGCAGCCUCUACCUCCCAUCUCGACGGUCUCGGACAAGUUCCCUCACCACCACCACCACCAUCACCACCACCACCACCCCCACCAGCGGAUACCGGGCAACGUGAGCGGCAGCUUCACGCUCAUGCGGGACGAGAGGGGUCUGGCGUCUAUGAAUAAUCUCUACACCCCCUACCAUAAGGAUGUUACCGGCAUGGGGCAGAGUCUCUCUCCGUUGUCUGGAUCGGGCCUGGGGAGCAUCCACAACUCCCAGCAAGGGCUGCCCCACUACGCUCACCCUAGUGCCACCAUGCCCGCCGAGAAAAUGCUCACCCCAAACGGAUUUGAAGCCCACCACCCUGCCAUGUUAGCCAGGCAUGGCGAUCAACACCUCACCCCCACCUCCGCUGGCAUGGUGCCUAUCAACGGGAUCCCACACCACCCCCAUGCCCACUUGAAUGCCCAAAGCCACGGGCAGAUCCUGGGCUCUGCCAGGGAGCAAAACCCUUCUGUAACUGGUUCGCAGGUCAACAGUGGAAGUAAUUCAGGGCAAAUGGAAGAAAUCAAUACCAAAGAAGUAGCUCAGAGGAUCACCACCGAGCUCAAGCGGUACAGCAUCCCCCAGGCUAUCUUCGCCCAGAGGGUGCUGUGCCGCUCUCAAGGGACCCUCUCAGACCUGCUGAGGAACCCCAAGCCCUGGAGCAAGCUCAAAUCCGGCCGGGAGACCUUCCGCAGGAUGUGGAAGUGGCUCCAGGAACCGGAGUUUCAGCGGAUGUCUGCUCUGCGGCUGGCAGCGUGCAAGAGGAAAGAACAAGAGCAUGGGAAGGAUAGAGGGAAUACACCAAAAAAGCCUCGGUUGGUCUUCACAGAUGUCCAGCGUCGAACUCUACAUGCAAUAUUCAAGGAAAAUAAGCGUCCGUCCAAAGAAUUACAAAUCACCAUUUCCCAGCAGCUUGGGUUGGAGCUGAGCACCGUCAGCAACUUUUUCAUGAAUGCACGGAGGAGGAGUCUGGAUAAGUGGCAAGACGAGGGCAGCUCCAAUUCAGGCAACUCAUCUUCUUCAUCAAGCACUUGUACCAAAGCAUGAAGGAAUAACCACGAACUAAACCUCGGUGGAAAAGCUUUAUAAAUAAAUAAAUAAAGACAGACCAGGACCUCAAGAUAGCAGGUUUAUACUUAGAACUAUUUGAAAAAAAUGUUAUUUAUAAGUCCAAAGAAACCAAAGACUUAUUUCACCUGCAUUACGACUUUGUUCUAAGACACACACUUUAGUAGGACGACGACUUGCAAAAAAAAUUGAGAGGAAGAAGAAAGUGAAACAGAGGGAGUGAAACAGUAUGGGAAGAGAAGAGAAGAGAAACAGACCACUGGUGUUACACCUUCACCCAUGAUCAUCUUCACCGUACUUGGCUGUUUAGUGGUUUGGAGCAUCGUGAUUUCUUGUCGUUGGAUGGACAUCUCUUCAGACAUGGCUCUUCAUUUCCACAGCAGUUGCCAUGAAGGUGUAUGGUGUACCCGUACCGCGUGCACGCCGGUGGGCAGGGACUUAGUCAGGGCUGGUCUUCAGAGCGGGUUGUGCCACGGCACGACCGGCAACGCGUGGAGUCGUCUGAAUCCAUUUGAACGGUAGUGUGAGUUUUGCUGUUUCGUGGUUUGAACUUAACCGGUGCGACGCCUGGAAACAAGUUCAAACUAGGCAAAGAAGUUUUGAAUGGUACCUAAACCAGUGCAUUCUCUUUGUUUGUUAAGGAAUGUUCAGAUUUUAAAAAGGAAAACUAUUCCAUCCAUAAAAAAAAAAAAAAAUCGACUAGCUACCAAAGAACACAUUUAAUAAUUAUAUUGCAGGUAUUUUAUUGCAAUGAUUUUAAUAUUCCAAAGCUAUUUUUACACAAAAUACUAUGUAGAGUUAUAGGUAUAAACUAAUCUAACUGUAUAACACAUAAAACUUGUAAUCAAGACUGUUAUUUGCAAUUAGUAAAGCCACAUCAUUGAUUCUUUCCAUGAUUGGCAAGAAAGAAUGCCAUCCCAGGAGCGCGGGCACCGAUACCGCGGUGCCGCUGCCCUUGGGGCCGGUCGGCCUUUGUGCUGCUGACUUCAGGAGGAGCCGGGCAGGGGCUGUUGGGCCACGGGCAGGACGGCACGGCAGCGCUUGAGCGCGUGUCCGGCCGCUCUCGUGUGCGUGUCCGGUGGCACUUGAGUGCGUGGCCGGCGGCACUCCUGUGCAUGUCUGGCCGCUCUCAUGUGCGUGUCCAGUGGCGCUCGUGUGCGUAUCCGGCAGCGCUCGAGUGCACGGCCCCGGGUGACGCUCUCCCGGGUGACGCGGGCACCGUGCAGCGCUCUUUGCAAACGGCGCCGUACAGAAACACGGCUCAGCUCUGCCAUCUAGCCUGCAAACAGGAGACCCGAGCCAUUCCGUAUGCAAAAUGAAAAGAAUCGCGAAAUGUAAAACCACAGGGCUCGGCAUCUGAUCGAUACUCAUUGACAUCAGUGAGCUUUUUUUACCUAUUGACUUCACUAGGCAGAGGAACAGCAAUAGCUUUGAAGGCUCAUGGUCUGUUGCUUUUGAAAGCAGUGGAACGAGAUCAGAUAGCGUUGGUGGGGAGCUCCGGCCGUGCUUUCGGAAGGCUGAGUCGCGGUGCCUCUGAAGUCAAUAGCGAAACUCCCAUGGCACCAAGACGCGGCCUGAUGGUUUGUGGCCUCGUACCUGUGUGCAGCAGGCUGGGCUUUGCUCCUGUGCGUUCUUUCUUGCCCAUCUAUUAAUCAGGAUAAUGCAUGAAAUAGUUUAAAGCUCGUAGCUGAAAAGCUUCAAAUGCUGUGUUGCUAACAGACCCGUAGAAGAUAAAUCAUCCCGUUGAUACUCUAAUAAAUUAAAAAGAAAAGCGUGCAACAUCUGCAUAUUAAAUUUUAGUGUAAGGGGAAAAUAGACUUUAAAAACCACACAUGUGCCUGUUAGAUUUCUAACCGGUGUUUCAAACUACUGUAGUAAUUCUACUAGGUGUAUUAAAUCCCAAAGUAACCAAAUAUGCAGGUAUAGGCCCAAUGCAAGGAUUAGAAAUAGGUAAUCUUACCUACACCCUUAAAAAAAGAAAUAAAUAAAAAUAAAAGAGAGAAAGGAGAAGUCAAGGCAAACCAGAAUCCAACCAGCAUCAGCAACAGCAGAUACUGGGUUUGGGAUGAAGCCCACUCAAAACUCUAGUGACGCCAAAGUUACCAAUUUUGUAGCACCAGUUGUUUUCCCAGAGGACAGGGUCUGGUCAAGAUUCAGGGUAUCUGAACCAGUUAAUUUCCACUAAGUGUUUAGAAUACAGCUGAAAUAUCUCUUUAUUAAAAUAAUUCAAACAAACCCAAGGCUUUUGGCAUAGAAUCUUUCUCCACAUUUUCCUAUGUUAAACCCACUUUAAGACUGACAAAGCAACUGUCUAUACAAGCGUGAUCUAAUCCAUGAGUUUUUCAAGUCUCUAGCUUACCCUAAAUUGUAGCGAGCCACUUUUAAACGUUCCAUCCCCACAGAGACAUUACAGACACAUUCAUAAGCUCGCCUAUAAUGUAUCUAAUGAAUGCCUCCUCAUUAGUGUAAGCUUACUAAAGGACGGUGAUAACUAACGUUUUAGUUUUUUCCAGCAAAACACUGCUUUGUAAUGUACUUAUAGUUUAGAAAAGAAAGCCUUAUUUAUUUAAAACUUGAGAAUUUAAAAAUGCAGGGAAAUUCAAGGUACAUUGCCGCGUUUUUUAGUGUUUCCUUUGUAUUGUCUUUAGAGACUACUUGCUGAAACCAAAGAGAACUUUCAUACCAGCAUUAGAUUUGCACCCAAUAUGCAAUUUCAGGAUCUCUGAUACACACACACACAGAGGCAAGUCCCUGAAUAGGUCUGUGUAUAUAUACAUGCACACACAUUUUUAUGGGGGUGUAUGUAUGUAUACAUGUGCACACAUACAUCCACACACACACUAAAACUGAUGCACAAGUUAUAGACUUUAAGUGUUUUGAUUUUUUUAAUGUCUGUUUAAGUAUAUGUAAACCUUUUGGUUUUUUUACAAGCCAUUAGGAACAAAACCACUCUUCCCAUAAGCAAUACGCGCCUCAUACUCUGAAUAGGCAAAGAACACACUUUUCUUUAGUUCGUUUCAAAACAUGAAGCAAAUAAGUAGGGAGCUGCUCGUCUACGUGUGAAGCUGUUUUACCUCCGAGCAGACUGCCCGGGUGCAGGCCCUGAGCACGGACGGUUCCCGCUGCCCCCGCUCCGACCCUGCCCUCCCCAGCAGGGCGUCCUGAACGGGAGCGUCUCGCUGAUGCUGCGCUUAGCUUGGCCCAGGAAAGCCCGUCCCUGUUGAAUCAGCGUUAGGCUUCCGGUUCACUUCAUUCCUGACAAAAUGGAAACGAGUUCCAGAUUCAACAAAAGGACAUAAAUCUGCCAGGGGGGUUAGGAGAGGGAGCAGAAUCUGAACCAGUUUGGGAGCAUCAGGACAUGAGGCUUCAGUCCCAGGUGACUCCGCGGGCGAGAGGGCAUUAGGAACGUGCGUGGGCUGGCAGCCCGCAUCCCAACCUGACCGCACUGACCCGCUGGGGGAGGCUGGCCAGGAGGUGAACUGUCCACAUCCAUCCCCAUUGUAAAUGGCAUUAUUAGCUUUCCACAGAAAAAAUCAGACUGACCCGUACCCCCACGUUAACCCCUCCUGGCUUCCCAGGGGCCUCAGCCUCCUCUCCUCACUCAGGUAAAGCAAACCCGACAAGAGCGAGCGAGGCAGCAACGGGGCUUUCUGCCCGAGAACGUGCUCCAGCGGCACCAAAGCGAGUUCCCGGGGUCCCGGGCCCAGCCCCGGGCACCGCGCUCCCCUGGUGCCGGGGCUCAGCUGCUGCGAGGGCUCGGAAACACCACUGAGCUUAUACCAAAGAGUCUUAGGACACCUCUCUUCACCUGAGUUGUAAACAAGACAUUUUUACCCAGAAAAUCAGUCCUUCUUUCUACUACUCUUCCUCCUAUCCUCCUCCUCUUCCUCCUCCUUUGUACAUAAGGAUGAAAACUAUGCAUUUAGCAAACAAAGAGAAAGCACUUACCCUUUUCUAUCUCGCUGCGUUUGGGUGCAUUCAAAGGCCCAGGGGCUAAUUUUGAGACUUUGCUUAGCCUCCUGGUUUAUUAUUGUGGUGUGGUUAGCUUUACAAUACAUUUGGUAACUAUUUGCUAAAGACAAAGAAGCAAAAGGUAAGGAAUAGCUACUUCCACGUGUUAAAAAAAAAAAAAAAAAAGGAAAAAAAAGUGUGUAAAGAUCUACUAUUUAUAGUGUGAACCAAAGACGCUACCUCACUCGAUUUCCAUUGGUGAUUUUAAUCACAUUGAUGAUACCAAAGAAUACCAAAGAUUUUUCAUGCACGGCCUUGGUCUGUAAAGGGAACUCAUCCUCCUCCUUCCCCCGUCCCCAUCUCCCCUCCUCACCUUCACUCCGUGUGCAACCUUGUCUUCAUUCCUAAUGGUAAUGCUGAUAACCGUACGAAUACUUCUCUCGCUACAACUGCUACUACUGACGCUGACAAGGAUAAUAAUAAUAAUAAUAAUAAUAAUAAUAAUAAUAAUAAUAAAGCUCUAGGCAAACAUGUUGCAAACUUUGUAAACUCAUAGGACGAGUGCCUUGCUUGAACCAAAGUGUUAAACCGCUGUUGACCUCUUUAUCUCUCACCUUAUACUCUUUGAAUACCUCAGCCUCUUAGAAAGGCCACUAAUGAAAAAAGGAAUAAUUCUUCACCGUGGUGCUUUUGCCGUGCAACCAUGCAAUGAAACUUUCUUUGAUACCAAAGGAAAAUGUUCUUUCCACUUUCUUGCUGACAAACCAAAGGUUCCCUCUUUUUCCCCCAGAGCAGCUUGAGUCCCUGAGCCCAGACAGGCCGUGCAUCGCUUUUACCAAUUCCUCCAAAUACCUCAUAGUAAUAAAUCUUUAGGGUUAUGUUGUAUAGAGAGUCUAUGUGAUAAGGCAGAACUUACUAGUUUGAUAAUUGUUAAGGUUACUUAAAAAAGCUUUAUAAUUCUUAUUUAUUUUGUAGGGGUUGUUUUGUUUGUACGUUCCUUUUAUAUCGUUUGGUUCGGGUUUGGGUUUCUUCUCCUUUUCCUUUCUUUUUUGGCAGAACUUCUGUGUUAUCCUCAAGGAAGAUCUUAUUCCUGGGAAUGUUUCCAAGUGGGUAAAGGUUGCUGUCUGCAGUGAACGCAAGGAAGGGAAACGUGGCUUUGAUUUCUUUGUGUUUGCCAGUCAAUGUUCUUUUCACAGGGUAAAAGAAAUAUUCUCUGCUGUGAUAAAUGGUUCCUAUUUUUUCUCUAUAAUGUGCUGUGAUUUUUAAUUUAAUUACAUUUUGUAUAUGCUUAUUUAAUCACUGCUUUAAUUUAUGACUAUGUAGUUUAAAAAAAAAUGUAUAUAGUAGAUUCAAAAAUGGCCAAAGCUUUAUGUUACAAUCUCUUCAUUGUUGAUGCCGAGAUGAACUGAAGGAGAGUGCUUCUCUUGACUGCAGGGUGUAUCUUCAGCCUUGUCUUGGCAUGCACUUCCACCGUGUUACAAACACUGCCAGGUUACCCCCCCGGGCCUCCCUCGCCCCAACUUGUACAUGCCAAAAUGAGUGUUCCAAGGUAGUACUUUUGUCACUUAGAGAGCAGAAAGGCAUUAUUAGUGUGUUUUUCCUUUAAUUUAUUUGUCUUUUUCUAGAAAGGUUGCUUUGCGGGUGAGACCCGCACAUCCAAAGAGUUUUAAAGUCGUUUAAUGUUUAAAAGCACUGGCAUUUGUGAGAGACUUUGCUGAGUUUUUGUUUUCCUUCGCCAUUCGCACGGGUAGCGCAAGUAGCGGGCGUAAGGCUCGGGAGAAAAGCUGACUUGAAUUUGGAAACCUUGCUCACGGAAGCGCCUUCGCCAGCGCCGGGCCCCGCGGGGGCUCCGCUCCCCCGGGCACCGCGGGGCGGCCGGGGCGCGGCGGGCGGUGGGACGGAGCGCUCGGGGCUGGGGCCACCACGGCGCGCCCUCUCCAGCCAAGGCGGCGGGGGCCGGGCCGGGGUCUGCGAGGGGCAGCCGGGCCAGCCGCCGGGCUGCGGCCGCAUCCGGGCUCAGGGUGGCGGCAGAACCGCGGUGCCCGGCUGCGGGUGAGCGGGGGCACGGCCGGGGCAGCGUCCACCCCUCCGAGUGCCCGGGGCUGCCCCGGCCCCUUGAGGGAGGAAAGAACUGUUUUGAAUUGAAAAGCAAAAAAGAAAAGUAAUGACAAUGAUAAUUCUGCAAAGCUGAUGAUGGCAUCAAGGCACAGAAAAUAGGAUGCCACUCGCCUGUGUUUUAUUUUGCGUAAACAAUAGGUUCUGUUUCAACUGAAUGUUGUGGGCUGACAUGGUUUGUGAUGCUGUAAAUACUUCCUUUCCUCGCACAGUAGCUGAGCUCCGGGUGUACCUUGUUUUCCCUUGGGGGAUAGCGGAGGGGUUGGGGCGGGGAGGACAAGGGCAGGGUGCGAGCUUUUGGUCAUUUUGGUCAGAAGUUACACUUUCUAGGUACAUUUUUAUACUUCAAGUAUUGAAACGGGGCAAUAAAUACGCUCUGAAAUGCAGGAUCAUUAAAUGGUCUGUCGGCAAGCACUGGCUGAAUGUCUGCUCUGCACACAUGAACCGGUGCUGUGCAGUUACAUUUCACAGGGAGGGGGGAGACAAAGCGUUAGUCUAGGACUCCAGCUCAAGCCACCGAGCACUGGACAGAGCUGCGCUUAGCAAGACACGGUUUCUUCUCCCCUUCCCCUAGUCCGAUUUUUCACGGUCCGUUUUGCAUUUAUUGCAUCCGCACUCUGGAACCGCGUUAGUUUUGCAGCCUGAACCGAACAACAGUGUUAAAUGACAAUAACCGUCAAAGCAUUGUCUUUUACUUGCUUUGGUAGCUGUUUCCACAGCCCCCUGCCCGCAAUCGGCCCCAGCCGAGCGGAGCCCGGUCCCCGGCCCCCCGGCCCCCGGUCCCCGGCCCCCGGCCCCCCGGCCCCCGGCCCCGCUCCGGCCGCCGCCGCGCAGAGGGCGCCCGAGACAAUCACAGGUCCCACAUCCGUAGAGGUAGGAAAAUAUUCCAAGAGCAAGAGGAUGUUCUUCCAGAGCAACGAAACAAAACGGGGAAAAAACAACAAAAAAAAAAAAGUUAAAAAAAAAAAAGAAAAAAAAAACAAAAACAAAAACAAAAAAAGCGAAGAUUUUGAUAAAACACAACUUUGCUGUCAUUUUUAGUUCGCCCAUUAGGAAGCAGUAGUAGUUUAUGCAUCGCAUCUGCAUUUCAGACUAAGUGAUUAUUGUACCUAAUUACAGUUGAUUGCUAAUAUUUCCUCAAUCUCUUUCUUAGUCAAGCGCUUCUUCUUCUGUAUUUUUGUGUGUAGCGGCGACAAGUGUGAUGCGCUAGGCAUUAUUCUGGUUUGGUUAUGAGUAUCUCCUGUACUGCGUUAAGAUUUCCUUAAGUUCCCUUUUUUAAGCUUUGCUACUGUUCUCACUUGAUGCCGUGCAAUAUCAUCUGCUGUGUUUGCUAAGCAAAAAAAGUCAAAAAAAUUUAAAAAAAGGAAAAAAAAGAAAAAAAAAGAAAAAAGCAAGUGAUGAUGUCAUCAUGCUUUUCAGUGUUACAAUGUUUCAGCGUUUAUGUAGUCACAAAAUGUAGUAAAUAAAAGGUUGGAUUUUCCAGCACUUUAAAUUUA
This is a messenger RNA of Columba livia (rock pigeon), 9411 nucleotides long. It is a transcript of the gene ONECUT1, whose product is annotated as one cut homeobox 1. The transcript has 2 exons. Lineage: Eukaryota; Metazoa; Chordata; Aves; Columbiformes; Columbidae. The record is from RefSeq and is a predicted model, not a curated record. The coding region runs from base 455 to 1828 and encodes 457 amino acids. Gene Ontology annotation, biological process: regulation of transcription by RNA polymerase II. Gene Ontology annotation, cellular component: nucleus. Gene Ontology annotation, molecular function: DNA-binding transcription factor activity, RNA polymerase II-specific; RNA polymerase II cis-regulatory region sequence-specific DNA binding.